Messenger RNA from Apodemus sylvaticus (European woodmouse), 3385 nucleotides. It is a transcript of the gene Myoz3, whose product is annotated as myozenin 3. Gene Ontology annotation, cellular component: actin cytoskeleton; Z disc. The transcript is spliced from 6 exons. Gene Ontology annotation, molecular function: FATZ binding; actin binding; telethonin binding. Lineage: Eukaryota; Metazoa; Chordata; Mammalia; Rodentia; Muridae. The coding region runs from base 1 to 855 and encodes 284 amino acids. The record is from RefSeq and is a predicted model, not a curated record.
AUGGGCAGCUCGGGGCUGGGGCUGGGUGGCAAGGACUUAGAAGAGGCCUCGGGAGAAAAAGAUUUCCUGAGCCAUUUGUGGGAGUUUCUCUUCCACAGGAUGAUCCCCAAGGAGCAGAGGGAGCCAGCGAUGGCUGUCCCGGGGGACCUCACUGAACCAGAACUGUCUCUGACCUCUCCCACAGUCCCUUCGCUGGACCUGGGGAAGAAGCUGAGUGUGCCUCAGGACCUAAUGAUAGAGGAGCUGUCUCUACGAAACAACCGCGGAUCCCUCCUCUUUCAGAAGAGGCAGCGCCGGGUGCAGAAGUUUACCUUUGAGCUAUCAGAAAGUUUGCAGAGCAUGCUGGCGGGUAGUGCCCGAGGGAAAGUGGCUGGCAGAGCGUCGCAGGAGAAGGUUCCCAAUGGCUUGGAGGAGCAGAACCACCACACGGAGACGUUUCAGGGGUCACCUGGGGACCCCAGACUUGCCCAUCUGGGAGCGGCUGGGACUGAGUCGGUCCGUAGUCCAAGCGCCCUGGCACCAGGCUAUGCAGAGCCGCUGAAGGACAUCCCACCGGAGAAGUUCAACCACACGGCCAUCCCCAAAGGCUACCGUUGCCCUUGGCAGGAGUUCAUCAGUUACCAGGACUACCCGAGUGGCAGCAGGAGUCACACCCCCCUCCUCCGUGACUAUCGCAACUUCAACAAGACCCCAGUGCCAUUUGGAGGACCCCACGUGGGAGAGGCCACUUUCCACGCAGGCACCCCCUUUGUCCAGGAGCCCUUCAGUGGCUUGGAACUUCUCCGCCUCAGGCCCAAUUUCAACAGGGUUGCUCAGGGCUGGGUCCGGAAGCUCCCAGAGUCUGAGGAGCUGUAACCUCAGCCUGGAGUUACAAUUCCCUGGGCUCAAGGCUCAAGAAACAUCGUGCUUGUCUUGAUUUUGCUUGCCUGCUUUUCUUUCUUCUUUCUUUCCUCCUAUGCACUCUCCCCCACCCCCAGUAUUUCUUUCCUCCCUUUACUGAGACAGGAUCUCACUCUGUAUCCUAGACUGACCUGGAACUUGUAGCUCAGGCUGGCCUUGCCACAGUUUCCCAAGUGCUAGGAUUACAAAGUGAGCAUAUGAAGCUGACUUCAGCUUGUGAAGAGCUUUUACACACUGACCAUUAUUAGAUAUAGCGUUUCAAAGGUCAAUGAGUUCACUAAUCGUCAAAGCAGAUGUGCAUCAAACGUUGGAUCUAAUGUGGAUUUGGAACCGGCCCCAGACUCAGUCUCAGAUUGGCCUGUGAUAGGAGCUAGUAUCAAGUACCCCAGGUGACCCCGUGUGUGUGCAUAUGUGGGGCCCUAUGAUAUGUGUCUGUAGGAAGUCAUAGCGAUGCCGGCCUCUGCCUGGCCCUAGCACUUCCCUGGUGGCAGAAUGCUCAGCAGUGGUCCAUCUACGUGUAGACUGUUCUGAUUAUUCGGAAGGAGUAACUCGGGAAUGCUGCUGGUUGUAGAAUGCUUGCCUAAUAUGCACAAAGCCCUGGCCUUCAUCCCUAGCACACUAACCAGGCGCAGCAGGAUUUGCUUAAAAUCCCAGCACUUGGGAGACAGAGGCAGGAGGACUGGAAGUUUGAGGUCAUCCUUGACUAGAUGGUGAAUUUAAGGCCAGUCUGGGCUACACAAGACUACCUUAAAAGAGAAAAAAAAAGCUAUAUCUCUGGCUGGCUAUGAGCUGUGGUAGAGGAUAACCUUGAACUAAUACUCCUGCCUCUCCCAGCUGAUUGACAGAUGUGCACCCCAUGACUUUCCCAUUUAGUAAGACCCAGUUGGCUUUCAUCUGUGCAUGCUCUCAGCAUUUCUGGAACAUGUUCCAUGCUAGACAGUGCCAGGCCCAAGUCUCAAGAAGGACACGAUUAGGAAGUGAUGUGUAAGGCAGUUGUAUACUGACAGCUGAGAGCAAAGUGACCUGGAUGAGAAAAGCCCUGAGUGAGUUAGUUGGUGGGACUCCAGAAACUUCCCAGAAGAUGUGAACCAGACCUUAGAGAAGGAACGAGAGCCCACCAAGAAAAGAGGGUGUGAUAUAAGGUCAUUUUUGGUAUGUGUUGAGCUGAGAGUCGAAGUGAGGUGUUUUGGAGAGGCGAGGCUGUAGUAGAGACAGAGGCUCUGCUGGUUAAGAGUGAGGAGUUAGCAUGGCCUCAUUGACUGCUGUGUGGUGCCCAGGAGCAAGGCUAGACAGGAAGUUCGCAAGGGGCAAGGCCUGGAACAGGAGGGGAUAAAAGGGGGUGGGGUGGGUAUCAGCUUGUGAUGUCCUUCAUAGAACAGGGACAAAGUGGGACACGUAAUGACACCAUCCUAUUCUCCAUUCUGAACAGAUCCUAGCCCAAGUGAAGGGGCUGUGACUGCUGAUAGUGAGGUGUGACAAUGUCUUGGUGGCUUGCUCCAUACCCCGUUCCAUAGAUGUGGCCAUCCACUCUCUAGAAUGAAAGGAGCAGAACUGAAGAAGCGAGGGCCCACCGAAGUAUCCCGAAAAAGAGACCCAUUGCUCUGGCUGAGCUGAUGGCCACUCGUUCUGGGACCGAGGAACAGUGUCCCGCUUUGUGAUUUAGGGUUUAAUAGCGGGGGCUUGGACACCCCACUAGCUGGGAUUUGGUUUAUCUGAGUGGUAUGAACUUGGGAAAGCCACUUCAUGCUGAGCCUCUGCUUUUCCAUCUCUAAGGACAAGUUUAGGUCUCUGCAGGGUUUCAUAGCGCAGUGUUGGGCAGUCACAGGGGCUCCAUGUCAGGUGUCUUGCCCUAUCCAUUCUGUUGGAAUAGAUCUGCAGUGGAUUUGGUUUAUAAAGAAGGCUGUGAGAAUGCAGGAUUCAGGUCAGUGUGAAUGAUAGACGACAGAACCGUUCCUUUUGACAGGAACCCUUGGCUAGGCUGGACAGCGCAGUAGAUGUUUUGUUCUGUGGAGUUUUACUGCCCUUCCUGGUUCCAGGGAACCAGUAGCCUGAGUCUUGGGAUUCCUCAAAAUUGGUGUUUUCUCUUGGAUUUGGGGCUGGCUGUCAAAGCCAAGUUUCCAUAAUUUAAAGACCAACACCAUCUAGCUAGUAGGGGGACUUGUAUGGCCUGUAGCUCUCAAAUCUACCUGACAAGCACAGAAAAGAUUCUGGAAGGUAGGGUCCUGCCCUCCAAAAUAGGUCACAUUCCUUCUCCUGACCUGUUUUUUUGCUACUUAAUAGUGACCAGUAUCUGUCCGACAUGGCCCAUACCACGCACCGUCUCCCCUGUAUCUCCUCUGUACCUGCAGACUGCAGGCAAACAACUGGUCUUUAGUGGAACCACCCUACAUGUGCUGUUACCCAACAAGGAAAAGUUUGGAUCCUGAGGAAGCAAAUAAACACUUCAAGUAUUUUGGGGGCCUAACAAGUCCUUCAUCAAGCCUAA